GAAAGAGCGGUUUGGCGUGUAACAGGAAAGCGGGAGAUUGUGACUUUUGAUUUAUAUAAACAAAACCAAACAAAACCACUCAGCUCCACUGUUAGAGAUCAGAAAGUGUUUUGUUGUACAGAGUUGAUCACGUACAGAAUGGAUCCACUGGAUUUACCUGAAGAGGAGUUAAUUCGGUUUUUUCACUGUAAGAAGACUGAGAUCUCUUGCAUGGAGGAGCCACACACCUUCCUCAGCCAGCUACGAGACCAUAACCUGGUACCUGAGGAUCUCUACAGGAAGGUAAUAAAGAUGAAGUGUAAAAACAGAAGGCAGGACGGAGUGUAUCAGAUUUUGGACCGGCUGGAGAAGGAGCGAAGAGACUGUGUGAAGCUCUUUUGGGAUUGUGUGUUUAAGAAUCAUAUCCUGCAGAAAUAUUCAGUUCUCCGCUUGCUCCGAAACAGCCUGCGGGACGGCUCCUUCAGGUAUUAUUUGGAGCUCCCUGAUGCAGAGGAACAAGACUCAAUCCAGGGCAGUGAAGAUAAAGCAAAUGAAAAAAAGAGAAAGAAAAGCAGUGAAGGAACAGAGGAGCAGGAAAAACCAGGCCCUUCUCCUUUCUCUUAUCACAGCCAGAACAAACCAGCCAAGAAGCCCAUGUUCACCUCUCCAUUUAAGAAAGGAGAGAAGGUGGAUAUUUGGAUGUGGGAUUUUUAUAAAGCUCAGCUCCCUGUUACCUGCGGUGAUAAAGAAGGCACUCUGUUUCGAGACAAACUGGCCAGAGGGUGCAAGAGUAUCCAGUCUCAGGGUCACUGGUUUACACCAGGCGAAUUUGUGAGGUUUGCCGGCAAGGGAAACGGCAAAAGAUGGAAGCAGAGCAUCUGCUGCCAAAACACUCCGUUACAGAGACUUCUAGAGGAGGGUCAUCUUCAGUCUCCAAAAAGACACACCGUUCAGAAGAAUCUGAAAAUUCAGCUUCCAGUCAUCUCUUUGGAAGUCUCUAGCCCCGAGUCAGUAUCCGAUGUAGAGACAGAGAGAUCACGAAAAGACCAUGAUGAGGAAAGGACUCUGAAACAAGAAGAAGGUGAAGAAGAACAUGAAGAAGAAGAUGAGGAAGUGGACCUGUCUAAAUUUAACGAUUACGCUUUACCAGUCAGCUGUGGCUCUGUCAGUGGAGUUUUAUAUAAAAGCCGAUUUGCAGGUGGGUCAUGCAGUAAGAGCAUCCGAACAGAGGAGAGCUGGUUCACUCCUGAGGACUUUGUUAAACAGGAGUUAACUCAGACAGACAGACACUGGAAGAAGGAUAUACUGUGUCACGGAAAAACUCUUGAAUACCUGGUGAAGAAAAAGAUCCUGUUUGUUCAUUCUCUGCUCUGUCGAUGUGUCCUGUGCUGUGCUGAGAAUAAGCUGGAGCAGGAAAACGAUGAUGUUUGCUUCAUCUGUAACUCUCCGGGAAAUCUGGUGUGCUGUGACGUGUGUCCACGAGCCUUCCAUCAUCACUGUCACCUACCAGUGCUGCAGGACAGGACUCUGGGGAGCAAUUGGUUGUGCACAUACUGUGUGUUAAAGACUAACCAUAGAUUGUGGAUUCACAUGACCAAACAAGGAGCACUGAACAGUCAUGUUUCUGGAAACAUUUUGCGCUGUGAGUAUUUGCUGUUGUGUUUGUAUAAGGAGGACGCACUGUGCGUCUUUACUAAAGAUCCCACUGCGACGGUCCCGAGGUACACCAGAGUGAUCUCUAAACCCAUGUGGCUGGACCGAGUCAAGACCAAACUGCAGAAGAAGGAGUAUAAAACUGUGGGAGAGUUUGUAGGAGAUGUCAGGCUCAUCUUUCAGAACUGUCGCAUGUUCAACAAGGAUAAUGAGUUUGGGAAGAUGGGAGCCAGACUGAAUAAGAUGUUUGAUCGUGAGUUCCUCACCAUCUUUAAGAUCCAAUAGCGAGUUUCUUCUUUCACAACCCAGUGAAACUUUAACUGCUGUUAAUCUCUCAAACUUAAGUGUUUAAGACAUUAAACUUCAUAUUGGGUACAAAAUUCUGUCUUUAACGUAUAAAGCUAUAUAUAUUUUAGUUAUUUUUGACACACGGAUGUAUAAGCAUUAACUGUUUCUUUGUUUAAUUAAGAUUUUUUAUUUCAACAUUAAGAAAAAAGUCUUUUUGAUUUGUAUUCUUGUAAGAGCUUUUAAAAAAAAAAAGAAUUUACUUUCUUCUUAUUUGCACUUAUUUACUUUUCUGUAUUCAUUUGAUUUUGUUUAAUAUCUAGUUAGUCACAUUUAUAUGAACACUUAAAUGAAUAUUUGAUUCAUUUAUUCUAAUGAUGCUUCUUAUAGCUGUCUUCACUGUUUUCUGACUAAAAGUGUUUACUCUAUUAUGUGUACUUUUCAUUUUGCUGUACUGUCCGUUUCACUGUUUUAUUAUGUGUUGAAUACGAGGUUAAAUACUUUAUAUAUUUUAUGUCUUUUAUAGAUUAUAGUUUACAUUUUUACAAGAAAUAAAAAAAUAGUAUUUUAUCUGUUCAUCUAGCACAACCUCUCUUGGUGUGCCCUAACACAAGAUCAAUAAUAAUAAUAAUAAUAAUAAUAAUAAAUGAUGAUCUGUUCAGCUA
This is a messenger RNA of Tachysurus vachellii, 2582 nucleotides long. Its product is annotated as nuclear body protein SP140-like protein. NCBI's taxonomy places the organism in Eukaryota, Metazoa, Chordata, Actinopteri, Siluriformes, Bagridae. Gene Ontology annotation, cellular component: nucleus. The transcript has 16 exons. Gene Ontology annotation, molecular function: protein binding; DNA-binding transcription factor activity, RNA polymerase II-specific; DNA binding. The coding region runs from base 139 to 1917 and encodes 592 amino acids. Gene Ontology annotation, biological process: regulation of transcription by RNA polymerase II. The record is from RefSeq and is a predicted model, not a curated record.